AACAGUGUCUGGUCUCACUUCCACAUCUGCGAACGUGACUUUGAUUAAUUCCGUCUCUGCUCUUUAAUGAGUUGUUCUUUUAAUUUUAGACUAUCAAAUGAUAUACAUAUUUGAAUAAAUAAAAAAAUUAUUUACGUAAAUAAAUAAAUAAGUUUCAAAGCUGAUAAAUAAUAUCACAGUAAAUAAAUAGCUAACAGGAUAUGCGAAGAUAAGAAUAAGAUAGCGGAAGAAAAAGGGUUUUGCAUCCUUUGUUGAGUUCAGAACUCGACAUUUCCACGUUCUUCUCUCACCCAUACAACGAUGCAACUGUGCGAACUACUCUGAUGGGUAUGGCGACACGUGUCCCCUUUGUCUCCGCUGCCACUCUUCCUCCCAACCAAUACCAUAAAUACUGCACUGUGGCACUGUCACUUCCUUUACCUGUUUCUUCAUCCACAUUAAGGCUUCUUCACUCUCCAUUUUCUUCUUCAUUGGCACUCAAGAACCACAAGAGUGUGAAGAGUGUUGGAACUAGAUUCAGUGUUGUUGUAGCCAUGGCAGAGUCUCCACAGAGCACUGUGCUUGUUACUGGAGCUGGUGGUCGCACAGGACAAAUAGUUUACAAAAAAUUAAAAGAGAGGCCAAAUCAAUAUGUGACUAGAGGUCUUGUUAGAACAGAACAAAGCAAACAAAACAUUGGUGCUGCUGAUGACAUUUUUGUUGGGGAUAUAAGAGAUGCUGGAAGUAUUGUUCCUGCAAUUCAAGGUAUAGAUGCUCUCAUAAUCCUCACAAGUGCAGUGCCACAGAUGAAACCUGGUUUUGAUCCUACGAAAGGACAAAGACCAGAGUUCUAUUUCGAAGAUGGUGAAUAUCCUGAACAGGUAGACUGGCUUGGGCAGAAAAAUCAAAUAGAUGCUGCUAAGGCUGCAGGAGUGAAACAGAUUGUGUUGGUAGGGUCCAUGGGUGGAACAGACAUUAACCAUCCUUUGAACAGCUUGGGGAAUGGAAAUAUAUUGGUUUGGAAACGGAAAGCUGAGCAAUAUCUGGCUGAUUGUGGCAUCCCAUACACAAUUAUAAGGGCUGGUGGCUUGCAAGACAAAGAUGGAGGAGUUCGGGAACUCAUUGUUGGGAAGGAUGAUGAGCUUCUUCAGACUGAAACCAGAACCAUACCCAGAGCUGAUGUUGCAGAAGUCUGCAUUCAGGCUCUAAAUUUUGAGGAGGCUAAAUUUAAGGCAUUUGACUUGGCAUCAAAACCUGAGGCAGCAGGUUCAGCAACAAAGGACUUCAAGGCUUUCUUUUCCCAGAUCACCACUCGUUUUUGAUAUUGGAUGUCUUUAUUUAUCGUGCAUUUGGGAUUGAACCAUAUUGCUAUUAGUGCUAUCUAAAGCAAAUUUACACGUGUCUUGCCAAUUUAGUAAGAGAUUCUUGAAAGCAAGUUAUAAACUUAACUAGCACUGCACCACAAGCCUUGAUAAAAACUCGUGUCUACUUAUCAGUGCAUCAGUUCACUCUAUGAAGUGUAAUUGUCUGCAAUCCCCUUGACACUGAAUGAGUAUUUUAUUUCAUCUUGAUUCAAGCCAUUAUAAGGUUAUUAGUAAAAAUUACUGAUCAUUUUUAGUU
This is a messenger RNA of Abrus precatorius (Indian licorice), 1599 nucleotides long. RefSeq lists its product as uncharacterized. Lineage: Eukaryota; Viridiplantae; Streptophyta; Magnoliopsida; Fabales; Fabaceae. Bases 324 to 1301 code for a protein of 325 amino acids. The record is from RefSeq and is a predicted model, not a curated record. Gene Ontology annotation, molecular function: oxidoreductase activity. The transcript is spliced from 7 exons. Gene Ontology annotation, cellular component: chloroplast.